Messenger RNA from Psilocybe cubensis, 2022 nucleotides. RefSeq lists its product as uncharacterized. The transcript is spliced from 9 exons. Gene Ontology annotation, cellular component: nucleolus. Lineage: Eukaryota; Fungi; Basidiomycota; Agaricomycetes; Agaricales; Agrocybaceae. The record is from RefSeq and is a predicted model, not a curated record. Gene Ontology annotation, biological process: ribosomal large subunit biogenesis. Gene Ontology annotation, molecular function: GTP binding; RNA binding; GTPase activity. Bases 1 to 2022 code for a protein of 673 amino acids.
AUGUCGACGAGCGGUCUCAAAGCAAUUUCGCCGGUCCCAACGGCAACCGACUUCCUGGACAUCGUGCUGUCCAAAACACAGCGCAAGACACCGACUGUUAUCCACAAAAACUUUAAAAUCAGUCGGAUAAGGAACUUUUACAUGCGCAAAGUCAAGUUUGCGCAAGAUAUAUUCGACGAGAAACUCGGUGCCAUCCUGACUGAAUUCCCUAUGCUUGACGACCUUCACCCGUUCUUAUCUUCAUUGAUGAACGUGCUUUACGACAAAAACCAUUACAAACUUGCCUUGGGUCAACUACGGACGGCUCGCCAUUUAAUCGACCAUGUCGCAAAAGACUACGUCCGCCUGCUCAAAUUUGGAGACAGUCUGUAUCGGUGUAAACAGCUCAAGAAAGCUGCUCUCGGUCGUAUGGCAACAAUCAUGCGACGCCAAAAAGACCCCCUUGCAUACCUUGAGCAAGUCCGCCAACACAUCUCCCGUCUUCCCAACAUCGACCCCAACACACGCACGCUCCUCAUCUGCGGCUACCCCAACGUCGGCAAAUCGUCCUUCAUCAACAAGGUUACCCGCGCAGAUGUCGAUGUGCAACCGUACGCUUUCACCACCAAGUCUCUGUUUGUCGGCCAUUUGGACUACAAGUACCUCCGAUGGCAGGUUAUUGAUACCCCGGGUAUCCUCGACCACCCACUCGAGGAUAUGAACAAUAUUGAGAUGCAGAGUAUCACCGCUAUGGCGCAUCUGAAGAGCUGUAUUUUGUACUUUAUGGAUCUCAGCGAGCAGUGCGGCUACUCUGUUGAAGCUCAGUGCAAAUUGUUCCACUCCAUUAAACCCCUGUUCUCCGGCAAACCCACCCUUCUUGUCAUCAACAAAAUCGACGUCAAAAGGCUCGAAGACGUGCACCCAGACACUCGCGCCAUGGUACAGGAAAUCAUCGACCUUCCCGAUGUGCAAUGCGCUCAAGUAUCCUGCUACUCCGAGGAAGGCGUGAUGGAAGUCAAAAACAAAGCCUGUGACGCGCUGCUCGCGCACCGCGUGGACACCAAGAUGAAGGGCAGCAAGAUCAACUCGGUCAUCAACCGCAUACACGUCUCUCAGCCUAAGCCCAGAGACGAUGUCGUUAGGGCACCGUUUAUACCCGAUGCGGUAAAGGAGAGGAAGAAGUACGACAAGAACGAUCCCGAGCGCAGGACGCUGCAACGCGAUAUCGAGGCAGCGAAUGGCGGUCCCGGUGUGUACAACAUCAACCUGAAGCAGGAUUAUAUCCUGGCCAACCCAGAAUGGAAAUUCGACAUCAUGCCCGAGAUCUGGCAGGGCAAAAAUAUCGCCGACUUCGUCGAUCCCGAUAUCGAAGAGAAGCUCGAGGCGCUCGAACGCGAAGAAGAGAAGCUCCAAGCCGAAGGGUUCUACGACAGCGACUCGGACAUCUUCAACUCGGACGACGAGCGCGAGGCCGCCGAGGCAUCCAUCGCACUCAGCCACAAAAUCAAAUCCCAAUCCAUCAAAAAGUCGAAAAAGAACCAAGCCCGCUUGCCGCGCACCGCGACGCUGCGCACGCUUACGGAGCUUACGGAGGAGAUGACCAAGGCCGGACUCGACCCGAGCCGCAUCCAGGAGCGCGCAGAGAUGCUCGCCAAGGUGCAGGGCGCAAAGCGAAAGCGCGCGCAAGAGGACGAAGAUGUGGAUAUGGACGACGACGAAGACGAGGAUGCGGACUCGGACUCGGACAAGGCGGAGGGAGGGGAGAACUGGAUGGAUGUGGACGACGAGGAGGGCGCACCCAAGAAGCGUGUCAAGACAAACUCUGGAGCAGUCGUCAACAAGCGUGUGCCCAGGUCAAAUCGCCAACUGGCUGGUUUGCGCGACGAGGCGCAAUACGACAAGGCCAACGAACUCCGCAACCUUGGACAGCGGCCCCGCAAUAUGUUGGCCAAAGCCGGAGAAGCAGAUCGUCACAUCCGCAUCAAAAUGCCCAAACAUCUGUUCGCCGGGAAACGCAAAGCAGGAAAAACACAAAGAAGAUAG